Chlorella variabilis is the source of this 699-nucleotide messenger RNA. RefSeq lists its product as hypothetical. The coding region runs from base 1 to 699 and encodes 232 amino acids. The transcript is spliced from 4 exons. NCBI's taxonomy places the organism in Eukaryota, Viridiplantae, Chlorophyta, Trebouxiophyceae, Chlorellales, Chlorellaceae. The record is from RefSeq and is a predicted model, not a curated record. Gene Ontology annotation, molecular function: antioxidant activity.
AUGGAAACACCCUCAGCAAGACAGCAGCAGCACACGCGUGUGCAGCAGCAGCGUGUGCAGCUUAGGCGCAGGACGGUGGCGGUGGCGGCGGGCGGGAGCAGCGGCGGAGUGGCCCUGCAGGGGGAUGCUUUCGAGGCGCUGCGCGGCUGCGAGGUGUAUGUGGCCAGCACCGGGGAAAAGGUGGACAUCACCAACCUGUGGGGCGACAGCGACCGGGUGAUGCUGGCCUUUGGGCGCUCCAUGGGGGAGCUGGCAGUGCAGCUGAGGCGUGACUUGCUGCCAGCUCUCAGGGAGAAGGGAGUGAAGCUGUACCUGGUCAGCAUAGGCACGCCCGAGCGCGGCCUGGAGUUUGUGGAGAAGACUGGCUUCCCUGCCGACCUCUUGUUGUGCGACCCAGACAACGUGACGUACACCUCGCUGGGGCUCAAGAAGGGGGUUCGGCAGACCUUCUUUUCGUACGAGACUCCGCUGGCCAUGUGGGAGCGCAUCAAGUCUGGCGCCACCAAGGACAUACAGGAGGUGCUGUCGGUGUGGACCAAGACGCCGCUGUGGAUCCCUCCCAAGCAAGACCAAGCCUUCCAGCAGGGCGGCGCCAUCGUGCUCCAGGGCCGCCGCCUGCUGUUUGCCCACUAUGACCAGGCCACCUCGGCCCAUGUGGACCUGCAGCUGCUGCUGGCAGAGGCCGCCAGGGGCCUGUGA